AUCUAAGGGAAAUACACCAACGCAGCAGGCUUUUCCCUCGCCAGCUGUUCCGUAUUUGCGAGUUGCGACUCUCUUCUCUUUUCUUCUCUUCUAUUGUGUUCUGUUGUUCUGUUCUGUUCUGUUUGAGAGAGAGAGAGAGAGAGAGAGAGAGAGAGAGAAGAGAAGAGUACUCCCCUCCCCUGAACCUGCGUUGCGUUCUCAUUAUUCUCCUUCUCAUCCUACAAAACCCUAAUUAUUAUAUAUAAAGUAUUUAUCAAUUUAGAUCUUGUCUGUCUGUGUGCCAAGAAAAGAAACUAAUAGGCGGUGGUGCAAAUUGGGGUGAUCUGGGUCGUGAUCUGGAGAUUGAGAGGGCUACGCAUUCACUGGAGCUGUACGAUCCGAAAGUAGUGAAUCCCGCAUCUGGAUCAAACGGAUCCCUCUUCUGCUGUGAAUUACCUGAUCCGUUCAAUGGCGUCGGAAGCUGAAGUUCGUAGCGAAAUUUCUGAGGUUCCGAUUGAGGGCAGGUGUGGGUUGGACAUGAGUUCGUACGAGGAUCUGCCCAAAUUGGAUGGAGAUUGCAAUGGGGUUAAUAAUAAGCAUGUUGAUGAUGACAAAGUACAAGUAGAAGAAGAAGAUACUGACUUGAAUGGGAACGGCAAGGUUGAUCCAGACGGUUUGUAUGUCUUGGUAAGCCGGAGUGACUCCGUAGAUGGUGAUCCCAUUGAUUGCGAUCUCAAUGUGGAGUGUGUCAACAAAUCACACACCCUUCCCGAAUCUACGGUUGGUUCCUUAAACAUUGAUGUAGAGGGCCAAGUUGGGCAAUUGAAUGAUGAGGAGGAUGAAGAAACUGUUUCAGUGGUUGAUAAUUGCAUUGGUAAGGUCGCUGAUGUUGAUGUUGAUGUUGAUGUUGAUGUUCUUGUUGUUGCCCCUGACCGCUCAUUGGUCAAACCUAUUGUGGAUGGUGACGCUGUUCUGCUGCAGGAUCAAAAUUCAACUGCUGUUGCGGAAUCUGAAUACGAGCUGCCUGAUAACAAGGCAGAAAUUGAGAAGCAAAUUGAGCCAGAUUUUGGUUCCUCAAACAGGGAUGUAGAGGGCCAAGUUGGGAAUUUGAAUGAUGAGGAUAGAGAAACUAUGUCUGCGGAGGAUAGUUGCGUUGCUGAGGUCACCGAUGUUGCCUCCGACGGUUCAUUGGUCAAACCCAAAGCGGAUGUGGAUGGUGUUCUGUUGCAGGAGCAAAAUGCAACGGCUGUUGUGGAAUCUGAACACGAGCUCCUUUAUAACAAGGCAAAAGUUGAGAAGCAAAUUGAACCAGAUUUGGGUUCCUCAAACAAGGAUGUAGAGCUCCAAGUUGGGCAAUUGAAUGAUGAGAACAGAGAAACUGUGUCUGCGGAGGAUAAUUGUAUUGGUGAGGUAACUGAUAUUGCCUCGGAUGGUUCAUUGGUCAAACGCAAUGUGGAUGGGGAUAAUGUUCUGUUGCAGGACCAAAGUUCAAUGGCUGCUGUGGAAUCUGAACAUGAGCUGUUAGAUAGCAAGGCCAAAAUUGAGAGGCAAAUUGAGCCAGAUUUUGGUGCCUUAGAGGAUGUAGAGGGCCAAGUUGGGCAAUUGAAUGACAAGAAUGGAGAAACUCUGUCUGUGGAGGAUAAUUGCAUUGCUGAAGUCACUGAUGUUGCUCCAAACGGUUCAUUGGUCAAAGGCGAUAUGGAUGAGGAUGGUGUUCUGUUGCAGGACCAAAAUGCUAUGGAAUCUGAACAGGAGCUGAUUGAUAGCAAGGCAAAAAAUGAGAUGCAAAUUGAGCCGGAUCUUGCUUCUGACCUACAAGAGAAUCCGGAUUUUCCAACUUUGGUUACGGAGGUUAGUCAUUGUGGAAUACCACAGCCUGAUGAGGGCAAGAUCGAGUCUGAGGAACAAACUAAUUUAGAAUCAACUGCAGAGUUAGGGGAGGUUUGUGAAUCUAAAAUUGUGGUUUCAGGGGUCGGGGAGGAGAAAUCUGAGAAACAAAAUAAUCUAGAGUCAAAUGCAUAUUUUAAGGAGAGUGAGGAAGCACAAAUUGUGUUUUCAGAGGCUGCUGAAAGUGAAUCAUCAAUGCUCAAUGAUGGCGAGGUGAACUAUAUGGCAUACAUUAAUCUAGAGUCAACACCAGAGCUAGAAGGGAGUCGGGAAUCUCAAGUUAUUGUUUCAGAGGCUUUUGAAUCCAACUCACCUGAGGUUGAGAAUAGGAAGGUGAUUGCUGAGAAGCAAACCCAGUUGGGGUUGCAUCGAGAAGUUAAAGAGAGCUUGGAAUCUCAAAUCUCAAAGCCAGAAUCUGUGUCUUAUCAGCUUGACAAUGGGGAGAAGCUCGAGGAGGAAGAGAAAACAGAUUUGAGAACAGACAUAAAAGAAAAUAAGGAAUGUCAACCAGUGGUUGCUGGCUUUAGUAGUGGUGUAGAUGAGGGUAACAAAGUAGCAAAUUUGGCCAAUGAGACUGACAUACCAUUAGAAACAGAAAUUGCCAAUGAACAUGCCUCGGAUGGAAAUAAAGACAGCUACCCUACUUCUCAAGUUGAAGAUAGUAUUUCACAAGUCACAGUUCUUAAUGAGCUCAUCGAUUGCAGUCAAAAUACAACUGAAUUGAAUGGUUCCUCCGAAAAUGCCAAAAAGUUGCCUUCCCCUGCUUGCGUGACACCGGAAAUCAAGAUUGGUUGUGAACCUGCUAAAGAUGCAAAACUAGAAAUUGAAGUUAAGAAUGACAUUGUUGGAGGUGCCAUAGUAACAAGUUGUAAUGAGAUGAGCUCAGAAACUGACACUGGGCUUCAUUCCGUUGACCCUGAAGGAAAAGUAUCUACUUCAUCCUGCGCUGAUGUUAAUAUUGAGUCUGAAGUUUCAAAUAAGGUCACAGAUUGUGCAUGCAGCCAGCCAAUUGAUGUUAAUGAUUUGGAUCCAGAAUAUCUUGCUAAUGAUUCACUUCAAAAUGGAAGUGGUGCUGCUGAUAUGAAUUCUGAAUCUGAAGUUGAAAACUCUUCUUCCAUAAGUGGAAGAGAUAUGCCUUGCAAUGAUGUUGCUGUAUCUCAACCUGUGGUUCUGGAUGGCUUUGUUGUUCCCUGUGGAAGUACACCAAACCGUGUCCCAGAGGCAUUGGAUGUCCAAGAUGUUGGAGAUAAAGUCAAUGGUGGAGAUGAUUCUGACAACCUUAUUGAUCACAAAAAUCAAGACACUGAACGGCUUCACAGGGCUGAGAUCUCAACAUCUUCACCAGAGGGGUCUAGUGCUGGCGCUUUGCAUGAACAGGGCACAGGUGUGGAGGCUGUGAAAAGGCCAUUCCACUUCUUGAUUAAGAUUCCAAAAUAUGUUGAUGAAAAACAAUUCAGAGAUGCUCAGCAGCAAGUUGAGGAGAAGACACACCUAAGGGAUGCCAUUCAAGUUGAUAUCCAAAUUAUUAGGGCCAAUUGUGAGCUGCUUCAUAAAAGUUAUGGAGCUGCCAAAACAGAAGAGAAAGCUGCACGAGCGUUAGUUAAGUCUAAACGUCAGGAAAUAGACUCUGUUCAAUCUGUGAUUAACAGAGUGAAGAAUGCUGUGUCUGUCAAGCAAAUUGAUGUUAGGAUACAUGAUAUGGAACACAUGAUACAACAUGAAACAUUGCCUUUGAAAGAAGAAAAACAGUUCAUUCGUGAAAUCAAGCAACUGAAGCUGCAUCGUGAACAGCUCUCCUCUAAUAUGGGUAGCCGGGAUGAAGUUCAGGGUUUGCAGAUUUUGAAGAAGGAGCUUGAUUGCCUGAAGGACAAGGUUUCAAAAGCAGAAGCAGCUGUUGUUGCAGCAGAGAAAAAAUGCAUUGAUGAAAGUAAAAAGCUGAAUGGAUUACAUGCUCAGUUUAGAGCAGCAGAUGAGAUUCGCCAAGAAGCAUACGCACAUUUUCUGAAUAUAAAGAAACAAUUGUAUGAGAAGAACGCGCGGUUUCGGAUGUACAAGGGUGAUGCAAUGAAAGCUAAUGAAUAUGCAUUAAGUGGAGAUAAAGAGGCACUUCACCGGCUUUGUGUUAACCAGGUGGAGACAGUCAUAGAAUUAUGGAACAAGAAUGAUGAGUUCCGAAAUGAAUACCUCAGCCGCAACACAAGGAGUACAAUGAGGAGAUUGAGGACAUUGGAUGGACGUGCACUGGGCCCUGAUGAGGAGACAACUCUGCUGCCCAAUGUUGUGGAUGAAAGAAUUGAGGGGCCUCAUUCGACCGCUGGCAAGGCCAACUCUGAGUUACCAAGUUUUACUCUGGAACAGGAAAAGCGUUUGUCUACUGUGGAGGAUGAAGAAACAGAUGACAAAUCCACAGCAAAGGUUCCAGAGCAAAUAGUUCAGACAACAAUAACUAAAAAACCUGGGAAACCUACCUUGAGGAAUGGCUCAGCAACUGUUUCCGGCAGGGAUGAGAUGGAAGAGAUGAUUGAGGAAGAGCAUAAUAAGCAAACAAAGGAGGAGCAGGAGUUGGCUAGGAAGGAAGAGGAAUUGAGGAAGGAAGAGGCUGCAACCAAGUUGAAAGAGCAACGCCGGCUGGAGGAGAAGGCCAAAGCUAUGGAGGCAUUAGAGAGGAAAAGAAGAAAUGCAGAGAAGGCCCAUAUUAGGGCUGAGUUACGAGCACAGAAGGAAGCUGAACAGAAAGAGAAGGAGAGAGAGAAGAGGGCAAAGAAGAAGGAGAAAAAGAAGUCAGCUGCAGCAGAGGACGCAGAUGGUAACAAUGAAGGAGAAGCUGUUCCAACCUCGGAAUCCCCAGUUGUAACUACCGAGGAGCCUGAAAUCAAGGAGAAUCCUUCAACAAUAACAAAAAGGCCUCAAAAGGUAGUUCAGUUCACAAAGCAGAGCAAGACAAAAUCAAUCCCGCCACCUCUUCGCAACAGGGGUAAAAGAAGGAUGCAGCAAUGGAUUUGGAUAAUUCUUGUGGGCCUGCUUGUUCUUGCCUUGUUCUUGUUGGGUAGCAUUGGCUUCUAUUCCAACCUUGGGCAUAACCUUCGGAUGCGAAGCUCUGGCUUCUGAAUAUGCUUCUUUUUUUUCUUUUUCUUUUUUACAAUUAGUUGGGCUAUCUACUGAGGGGUUCGGUGGGGGAUAUUUGUCAUAGAUAAAUAGGCAAUUCUUUGGUUCUCUUUCUCGCUACUCGGUUUGUUUUUCCUUUGGUUUGCUUUCAGUUAAUUAUAAUUUGCCUUAUAUUGCAUACACACUUGAUAGAUUGGUUCUGUUAUAUGCCUGCCUAUAUGAACUAAAACAGAGCAGUUUCGGUGUUGCUUCCAGCCAGUGUUAUAACUUACAAUAAACAAAUUUAUUCCUAGCAA
Messenger RNA from Camellia sinensis, 5267 nucleotides. The record is from RefSeq and is a predicted model, not a curated record. Lineage: Eukaryota; Viridiplantae; Streptophyta; Magnoliopsida; Ericales; Theaceae.